CAAGGAGGGAGGGGAAUGUCCGCUGGGGUCUCGACGCAGCAGAGGCGACGCGAGAUGGCGGCAGCGGCAGCGGCGGCUACCUCAGACUCGGGUCUCCGGCCCAGGCUCUUGGCUUGAAACCCCGCGCACUUUGUGAGCUUCGGUUUCUUCGUCUGUGAAAUGGUUCGGGUCAUGGCCUCGUCCCUGGAGAUGACCUGAAUAAGCAAGAGAAGAGUGGCGGACGCUCUAGCCACGAGGACGAGAAGGGAGCCGGAGGCGUGUUUUGGGAAGGGUUCUGUGUGGGACAUGGUGUUUGGGUGCAGAGACAUCCCUGAGAGAUGCAGGAGGGCGGAUUGAGGAUCAGACCCGGCUGCUGCUGUGUUUGAGUUGACAGCCAAAUACUUCCUGAGGGCCUACUCUGCACCAGGUGUUGGGGUUAGAAAGGAGCUGGUCGCUGUCGGCCAAGCAAGAUUGGGGCUAGUCGUCGUCCACCUCCAGCUCGCGUAAGGGUGGCUGUGCGACUGCGGCCAUUUGUGGAUGCAACAGUUGGAGCAAGCGAUACCCCCUGUGUGCGGGGCAUGGACAGCUGCUCUCUAGAGAUUGCUAACUGGAGGAACCACCAGGAGACUCUCAAAUACCAGUUUGAUGCCUUCUAUGGGGAGAGGAGUACUCAGCAGGACAUCUAUGCAGGUUCAGUGCAGCCCAUCCUAAGGCACUUGCUGGAAGGGCAGAAUGCCAGCGUGCUUGCCUAUGGACCCACAGGAGCUGGGAAGACGCACACAAUGCUGGGCAGUCCAGAGCAACCUGGGGUGAUCCCGCGGGCUCUCAUGGACCUCUUGCAGCUCACAAGGGAGGAGGGCGCCGAGGGCCGGCCAUGGGCCCUUUCUGUCACUAUGUCGUACCUAGAGAUCUACCAGGAGAAGGUAUUAGACCUACUGGACUCUACAUCGGGAGACCUGGUGAUCCGAGAAGACUGCCGGGGGAACAUCCUGAUUCCGGGUCUUACCCAGAAGCCCAUCACUAGCUUUGCUGAUUUUGAGCGGCACUUCCUGCCAGCCAGUCGAAAUCGGACUGUAGGAGCCACCCGGCUCAACCAGCGCUCCUCCCGCAGUCAUGCUGUGCUCCUGGUCAAGGUGGACCAGCGGGAACGUUUGGCCCCAUUUCGCCAGCGAGAGGGAAAACUCUACCUGAUUGACUUGGCCGGGUCAGAGGACAACCGGCGCACAGGCAACAAGGGACUUCGGCUAAAAGAGAGCGGUGCCAUCAACGCCUCCCUGUUUGUCCUGGGCAAGGUGGUAGAUGCGCUGAAUCAGGGCCUCCCUCGUGUACCUUAUCGGGACAGCAAGCUCACUCGCCUAUUGCAGGACUCUCUGGGUGGCUCAGCCCACAGCAUCCUUAUUGCCAACAUUGCCCCUGAGAGACAUUUCUACCUAGACACAGUCUCUGCACUCAACUUUGCUGCCAGGACCAAGGAGGUGAUCAACCGGCCUUUUACCAAUGAGAGCCUGCAGCCUCAUGUCUUGGGACCUGUUAAGCUGUCUCAGAAAGAAUUGCUUGGUCCACCAGAGGCAAAGAGAGCUCGAGGCCCUGAGGAAGAGGAGAUCGGGAGCCUUGAGCCCAUGGCAGCUUCAGCCUCUGCCUCCCAGAAACUCAGCCCCCUGCAGAAGCUAAGCAGCAUGGACCCGGCCAUGCUGGAGCGCCUCCUGAGCUUGGACCGUCUGCUGGCCUCCCAGGGGAGCCAGGGAGCCCCUCUGUUGAGUACCCCAAAGCGAGAGCGGAUGGUGCUCAUGAAGACUGUGGAAGAGAAAGACCUGGAGAUUGAGAGGCUUAAGAUGAAACAAAAAGAACUGGAGGCCAAGGUGUUGGCCCAGAAGGCUGAAGACUCAAAGGAAAAGGAGAACCAUUGUCCCACGAUACUCCGGCCCCUUUUGCAUCGCACAGUCACAGUGGCAAAGCCCCUGAAAAAGGCUGUGGUGAUGCCCCUACAGCUAAUUCAGGAGCAGGCAGCAUCCCCAAAUGCCGAGAUCCAUAUCCUGAAGAAUAAAGGCCGGAAGAGAAAGCUGGAGUCCCUGGAUGCCCCAGAGCCUGAGGAGAAGGCUGAGGACUGCUGGGAGCUACAGAUCAGCCCGGAGCUACUGGCUCAUGGGCGCCAAAAAAUACUGGAUCUGCUGAACGAAGGCUCAGCCCGGGAUCUCCGCAGUCUUCAGCGUAUUGGCCCGAAAAAGGCUCAGCUAAUCGUGGGAUGGCGGGAGCUCCACGGCCGCUUCAGCCAGGUGGAGGACCUGGAACGCGUGGAGGGCAUAACGGGAAAACAGAUGGAGUCCUUCCUGAAGGCAAACAUCCUGGGUCUCGCCGCCGGCCAGCGCUGUGGCCCCUCCUGACCGUCGUCUCUUCACUCCGCCUUUUUAAAUCCUUGUAUAACCCUGUGUUGUGUAAAUACAGUUUUUGCUCUGGUG
This is a messenger RNA of Rhinopithecus roxellana (golden snub-nosed monkey), 2435 nucleotides long. It is a transcript of the gene KIF22, whose product is annotated as kinesin family member 22. The record is from RefSeq and is a predicted model, not a curated record. Gene Ontology annotation, biological process: microtubule-based movement; mitotic spindle organization; DNA repair. Bases 558 to 2360 code for a protein of 600 amino acids. Gene Ontology annotation, molecular function: microtubule binding; DNA binding; ATP binding. NCBI's taxonomy places the organism in Eukaryota, Metazoa, Chordata, Mammalia, Primates, Cercopithecidae. The transcript is spliced from 16 exons.